Messenger RNA from Capsaspora owczarzaki ATCC 30864, 2117 nucleotides. RefSeq names its product GTPase EngB. The coding region runs from base 29 to 1975 and encodes 648 amino acids. The record is from RefSeq and is a predicted model, not a curated record. The transcript has 3 exons. NCBI's taxonomy places the organism in Eukaryota, Filasterea, Ministeriida, Capsasporidae. Gene Ontology annotation, molecular function: GTP binding. Gene Ontology annotation, cellular component: mitochondrion.
UCCAUUACCAGUUACCUAUUAUUGGGGAAUGCUUCGUGGAGCAACAGUGCUGAGUGGGCGAGCCGCCGCUGCCGCCGUGAUGGCGACCGUCACCACAACGCGAUCUAAAUCCUCGCUGAUCAUGUCGCGCAUGCUCAACCAGGAGAUGAAGCAACUGGCGGAGCAGCGCAAGCACGAAGAGCGCGCGCGGCUGAACGAGCUCAAGCAAGCCAAAACGACCGAGAUGCAGAUGCUGAUUGCCGAGAUGCAGCGACCGUCCCCGCGAGCUCAGAGUGCGCAGCAGAGCAAUGCUGCAAGUGCGUUGUCAGCAGCCGCGGGUGCGAGUGCGCCGCCGGCAACGUCGAGCUCAGGCUCGGUCUUGGCGCAGCAACACGAGGCCGAGACGAAGGUUGACAUGUCAUCCAGCACUGCCAACGCCAACCGGAGCGCAUCGUCGGAUGGUGCAGGCGAUGAUGUAACGAGCACCGAGAGUGCUGCUGCUGGUGCUGCUGCGAGUCGCGGUCGAGGCCGACGGACACGAGCUCGACUGGCUGCCAUGAAACAGUCAGACGAGACGGCGGAUCACACGGCCGAUGCCCCUGCCGGCCACCGCAGGCCAUCCCUGGGGAUUGGCGCAGACCAGUACUUGAAGCAGCUGCAAGAGAAGGAGCCGCCGCAGGCGCGCGGUCGCAAGGGUGGACGUGUUGAUGUCAACUUGGACCAGAAUCUGAGCGGCGAUGGCGAGCGACGCUUGGAUCUGAGCAACCCAGCUGACUUGAAAGAGUCCAUUCGUCGUCGCAUUGCACAGUGGCAAAAGCCGGGAAACGCCUACAAGCCCACAGAGCCAGAUUUGCAGUUUGCCAACCGAUUGUUCCAGCUUCCGUCGCAAAUCGUUACUUCCACCUCUGAUAUUGGGCUCCAUUCUCCUCCCGAAAAGUAUCCCGAGUUUGCCGUCAUUGGCCGCAGUAAUGUUGGCAAGAGCUCGCUCAUCAAUGCCCUUGUUCAUUCGACCACUCUCGUUCGAACCUCUGCCACCCCUGGCCACACCAAAACACUCAACUUUUUCAGCAUUGGAAGGCGAAUCGGCGUUGUUGAUUGCCCUGGAUAUGGCUAUCGCGCACAAGAGGAAUGGAUGGACAACCUGGGUACCAUGCUUUCAACGCGCUCGACCAUUCGCCAGGUUUUGCUGUUGAUCGACCCGAUGCAUGGCUUGAAGACGACCGAUCUUGAGGUGAUGCAGCUGCUGGAGGAGCUCGAAAAGCCAUUCCAAAUUGUGUUUACCAAGAGCGAUCGCAUGGAUGGCAAGCUGGACAUGGCCGUGAUGCGAGCCACCGAGAUUAUUGCUAGACAAACCACGCACUGCAUGCCAUUCCCUUUCCCGGUCAGCGUGCUGCAAAACAAGGGCCUGGGUGUGUUGCGCCACUCGAUUCUUCGAGCGCUUGACGUCAACAAGGACAAUUGGCGACCGCAGCUCGAGCGUCCUUCCGAUCUUCGCGCUGCGGCCAGAGCAGAGGCAGCGCAGCCCAGUUCAUCGGACGAUGAUGCCCCUCCAGCAACGGUGGCGAAAGCCCCGCCUUCAGGUCCGCUGUCCGGCAAGGCGGCGCUGAAAGCCGAAAUUGUGCGCUUGGCUCAAGAGCUCAAGGAGAUUGAGCAGAUGGCUGCGGAAUUGCCCGAGACGCAGCUCAUGUCACUCCGAGAAGAGAAGGACCAGCAGCGACGCGAGCUCAAAGCGGCUCAGCUCGGCCAGAAUGAGGACGAAGACGACGAGGAUGAGGAUGGAGACGACGACGAUGAUGACGACGAUGAUGACAGCGACGAUGACAGCGACGACGACGAUGAUGAUGAUGAUAUGCAAGCGUCAGAGCUCGCGGACGAAAUGCGCGCGUUUGACGAAUGGCGCGAGCAAACCCAACAAAGCCGGAACCAAUCGUGGGCGCGCAUCAUGAACGAGCCAGCUGCGAAAUCGCCCUCUGGAGGUCGUGGUCGACGACGAUAGCUUUGUGCCCCCAACAAACGAUGACCUUGUGAAACGUUGUAUAACAGUAUAUUUGCUUUGUGUCGUCUGGCCGAGAGAGUUAAAAAAAAAAAAAAAAACAGCCAACAAAAACAAAUCCAGAAUUGGCCUAGUCAACACGAAG